AUGUUCAUCAUCAACUGGUUUUGGGACAUCCUUGCCCAGCUUGGUUUGGCGCACAAGAACGCCAAGAUUCUCUUCCUUGGUCUUGACAACGCCGGUAAGACCACCCUUCUUCACAUGCUCAAGAACGACCGUCUCGCCACAUUGCAGCCCACUCUUCACCCAACUUCCGAAGAGCUCGCAAUCGGCCAAGUCAAGUUCACCACAUACGAUCUCGGCGGGCACCAACAGGCACGUCGUCUGUGGAAGGACUACUUCCCCGAAGUUGACGGUAUCGUCUUCCUUGUCGACACCCAGGACCACGAGCGAUUCGCCGAGGCCCGCGCAGAGCUUGACGCUUUGCUCUCAAUCGAGGAGCUCUCAAAAGUUCCCUUCUUGAUUCUCGGUAACAAGAUUGACGCUCCCGGUGCUGUUUGCGAGGAGGAGCUUCGUCAGGCUCUCGGGCUCUACCAGACCACUGGUAAGGGCAAAGUGCCGCUCAAAGACAUCCGACCCAUCGAGAUCUUCAUGUGCUCCGUUGUUAUGCGUCAAGGUUACGGCGAGGGUUUCCGAUGGGUCUCGCAGUACAUCUAG
Messenger RNA from Ustilago hordei, 570 nucleotides. Its product is annotated as putative GTP-binding protein SAR1. Gene Ontology annotation, biological process: membrane organization; vesicle organization; endoplasmic reticulum to Golgi vesicle-mediated transport. Gene Ontology annotation, cellular component: endoplasmic reticulum exit site; COPII vesicle coat. Bases 1 to 570 code for a protein of 189 amino acids. Gene Ontology annotation, molecular function: GTPase activity; GTP binding. The record is from RefSeq and is a predicted model, not a curated record. The transcript is spliced from 5 exons. NCBI's taxonomy places the organism in Eukaryota, Fungi, Basidiomycota, Ustilaginomycetes, Ustilaginales, Ustilaginaceae.